Molecule: messenger RNA, 467 nt
Organism: Adelges cooleyi (spruce gall adelgid)
Lineage: Eukaryota; Metazoa; Arthropoda; Insecta; Hemiptera; Adelgidae
Exons: 3
Coding region: 108-467 (119 amino acids)
Source: RefSeq, a predicted model, not a curated record
UACUUUUUUUUAGGUCAUUAUAUAACCGAGUACUCUAGGGCGUAACUACAAAUUUACCAAAGUAAAAUCAUUUUAAACAAAUUUUAAAACUAGCUUUUUACAGUAAAAUGUUAUUCAAUUCUACAAUUUUAUUUACAUGUACUUUAUUUGUUAGCUGUUUUAACUCAGAUGAAGAAGAUCAAGCCAUAUCAGAUGCUUUCAGCUACGCGAAGUUUAAAUACGCAAGCAACGACGAUGUUACGAGUAUUUCUUUAAGUGAUUUUUUAGAAUUUCUAGGCUCUCUCGAUAAAGCUAUUGUUAACUAUUACUUCGAAGAAAAUCAAAUCGCACAGAGUCAACAAGAAAACAUAAAUGAAGAACUAUUUGUAGCUCUAAUGAAGAGAAUCAGUAGAAAACGUGGAGUUAAUGCAAAAAAAUUAGCUGAUAAAACGAUAAGAGCAUUUUUGCCUACAAUCAUAUUAUUUUAA